AUGGCGGCCGCGGGUCCAAGUACUCGGGCCUCUUCCGCGGCGGCGGCGGCCGCUCUGAGUCGGCGGGGCCGGCGGGGCCGCUGCGACGAGAUGGCGGCCACGAAGACCGGCGCCUCAGGCCCGGCCUCGGGCUCCGCGCUGCUGGUGCUGCCGUCGCCGUUGCUGCAGCCGCCGCCCGCGCCGCGGCCGGAGGAGUCGGGCUGCGCCGGGUGCCUGGAGACCCCGGGGGAAGCCGCGGCCCUGCCGUGCGGCCACUCGCUGUGCCGAGGCUGCGCCCAGCGCGCCGCCGACGCGGCAGGCCCGGGCUGCCCGCGCUGCCGCGCCCGCGGCCCGGGGUGGGCCCGCCGUCGGGCCCGCGACGACGGCCAGGCCGACGCGGAGGUGCCGGGCGAGCGCGCCCGCCGCGGCCAGCCGGAGCGCUGCCGCCCGCGCCGGGACGGGGGCGCGGCCGCCGCGGGGCCCAGGCCGGAGCAGGAGCCGCGCGCCGCGCCCGCGGAACCAGAGUUUAUAUUUAGAGCACCAAUCAAAUUAAGCAAGCCUGGGGAACUUCGUGAGGAAUAUGAAAGCCUGAGAAAGCUGAGAGAAGAAAAGUUACAAGAGGAGAAAACCUCUGAAGAUCACACCCACAAGUUGUUACCAGAGGACACAGAAACAGGGAAAAGGAAAAUGGAUGAACAGAAAAAGAGAGAUGAGCCGUUAAUACUGAAAACAAACCUGGAGCAUUGUCCUGCACGUCUCUCAGAUUCUGAGAAUGAAGAACCUUCCCAAGGCAAGAUGACACAGACCCAUCGAUCUGCAUUUGUUUCCAAGAACAGCUCCUACUCCUUAGCUUUCCUGGCAGGGAAUCUAAAUUCCAAGGUGGAGAGGAGUCAGAGCUGCAGUGACACUGCACAGGACAGAGCGAAAAGCAGACUCAGAGCAGCACCAACGAGCAAAGUCAAGGUCACAACUAUGACCCCAGCUUCCAACCCCAUCAUUGGUGUUCUGUUAUCCACUCAGAACAACCGCUGCCUCUCAGCUCCUGACUUAACCAUUGAAAAGCGUCUACCCUUCAGCUCUCUCUCAUCAUUGGCUUCCCUGCACAAGCCAGAGCGCUCCAUCAGCCCUGAGAGCAAUGACAGCAUCUCUGAAGAGUUAAACCAUUUUAAACCUAUUGUUUGCUCGCCAUGUACUCCUCCUAAGAGACUUCCUGAUGGCCGUGUGCUCAGUCCCCUGAUCAUCAAAUCAACACCCCGCAACCUAAACAGAAGCCUGCAAAAGCAGACUUCUUAUGAGGCCAGUCCAAGGAUCCUCAAAAAGUGGGAACAGAUCUUUCAGGAGCGACAGAUCAAAAAGACCCUUUCAAAAGCCACUCUCACCUCUCUGGCUCCAGAAACAGGGGAAGACUUACUAGUCUCUGAAGUUAUCCAUUCUAGCAAGGAGAAACCACUUGUGGCUUUAAAUACAAGACUGUCCAGUGGGCAGUUGCUCUCUGAGUAUACCAGACCCACUCCCACUGACCUUGAUUAUUUCCCCUCUGUUAGCCAAAUAAAAGCAGGACAGGGCAGUGAUAGUAAAAGAAGCAGUGAGAUUCCAUUGGAAACCUGCUGUUCUUCAGAAGUCAAAGGGGGAGCCAGUGGGACAUCUUUGGAAAGAGAACAGUUUGAAGGGUCAGGGUCAACUGCAGAUGCCAACUUAGACAAAAUCUGUGUCAGCGCUGCGGUGAAAAUCUCCGCAGUUAAUUCAGUGCUACCCAAAAACAGUGUUUUGGGUGGGGUCCUGAAAACAAAGAAACAGCUGAAGACAGUAAAUCAUUUUGAUCUGCCUAAUGGUGUUCUUGCAGACAACCGAGGUGAGGAGCCACUUCCUUCCUUGCGUCGGGGCCGGAAAAGACACUGUAAGACUAAGCACUUGGAACAAAAUGGCUCCCUUAAGAAACUGCGACAAAGCAGUGGUGAGGUAGGUCUGGCCCCAGCAGACCCAGUACUGCGAGAGAUGGAGCAGAAACUGCAGCAGGAGGAAGAAGACCGACAGCUGGCUCUGCAAUUGCAGCGCAUGUUUGACAACGAGAGGCGGACUGUGAGUCGGCGAAAAGGAAGUGUGGAUCAGUAUCUCUUACGGUCCAGCAACAUGGCGGGAGCCAAGUAGCACCUAACGAAUAGUGUUACCUAUUUUUAAGAGGUCUUUGGACUUGAUCAUUUUUCCUGAAGAGCUGAGUGUUCUCACUUUCGGUUUCUUUUAAUGGCAAAACACUGUCUAAUGUGGUUCUGAGAGGUUCCAGGGCCUUGGUAGUAUGUAUCGAAGGGAACUACAUCUCUGCCUCCCUGAGACCCAGGCCAGAAGCACUCCUCACCUCCCAAGUGACCCACGCCUGUGGACUUCUGGGCCAAAUCUGACAGCACCCACUUGGAAUCAGAUUCAGGAGCACAGUGGUCAAAGUUAAAAAUGGUAGAGGAAAGAGGGGGUACCUUCCCAAAGUGAUAGGCCUCCUGACUUCUUUCAGUAGGACGGUGUUUUAAAUCAGCCUUGCAGAUAAAAAUUAGUUCUGUCUUUUUAAAGAAUUAGAACAGUACUUCUUUGGCAGAUCCAAAAAGAUAAGUUGUCAUGUUUCCCCCCCACCCUCCUUCCCCUGCCACAACUAAAUAUACCUAAUGAAAUCAGUUGAGGUAUGUUUCUACAAAAGUUAAUGUACAUUCCCUGUUUAAAAAUAACAUUUGAUUAAUGCUGUAUAAUUGAAAGACCACAUUCAUAGUCAUUGUUUAAUUUGGUCUUCCCAAGAGACCUAACAUGUAAGUGGCAUUAGACCCAUUUUAAGAUGAUGAAACUGCAGUGCAGAUGUUUAGGUUUUCACAGUUACUGAAUGGCAGAGCUGACCACUGGGUCUCCUGACAACAAAUCCCAUGGAUUUUCCACAUUAACAGGUUGCCAUAGUGGAUUGCAACUCAAGGGCAUGCCAGGAAAAGCUGAAUUGUGCAAAAUCCACAGGCAGAUAAAGAAGGUUGACUGAAAGUAUAUUCAAAUGCUGUGUACUUGUCCCCACCCCCACAGUUUACAACCUUCUGUUUCCCUAGUGGAUUCUACCCCUGUAGAUACUACAGAUGGACUUCAUUAUUACUCUCUGCUUGGCCAAGGGUUAUCUGCAAUGUUGAUCUAAAAUCCAAAAAGUUUGGCCAGAAGUCAGGCAAGCGCUGAAACUCCAUUCUAUGGAAACAAGGUAUCUAGCUGAAUGCAGCUAGUAAAUUCAGUCCCAUGGACCUUUGGGGUUUAUUUUCCAUAGUUGGUGACACCAUGUGUCUUUUGCAUCCCUGGUGGUGCUUGGUGCUUCUGCCCAUCUGGGCUCAUUGAGAAUAGGGAUUAAGAUAUGAUUGUAGGGACUCUCAGGUGGGCUGACAUUCCCUGUGCAUGUAUGAGCUGUUACUAUUAAGUCAUGGCAUUUUAACGAACCUUCCAAAGCUUAUAUAUCCCAGCGUAUCCUGUCCCCUUGAGUGGCCCCAGCAGAUUAUGCAUAGUUUUUCCAAUGAUGUUGCCAUUGGAAAAAACCUUUCUGGAACUGUGCUCGAAAGCCUAGAAAUAUCUAGAGAUGCAGGCUCCUAAAAUAUCAGAACUGUAAGGAAACUUACUGGUCAUCUGUUGCAACCUCCUCCCCUUCUUAAGGCAGAAACUAAGGUCCAGAACAGUAAUUCAAUGAUCAUGGUCAAUAGUGAUUUAUUAUAUCAUGUUUUGAGUCUUCUUGGUAGAAGACUCCCCCUUCCUUCUCUGGGUAAAUCUUCAGUCUUGGGAAUAAUCAUAGUGGAAAAAAUUUUAAGUUUGACAUUAGAAACUAUUUGAAGUCUCUCUAAGAGAAAGUGGUUAUCAAGAAGCAUGAAUGAGGGGCAGCUGUAAAGCAGUCAUCCUUGUACAGCUCAUAAACAGUCCCCAAAUAGAAGUUCCAGAGAUGUCUUAAGCAUUGUGGUUGUCAUGAGAUAUACGUGGAACCUCCUCAGUGACCACUUUGGUGGGGAGUGUCAUUCAUCUGAAUCUGUGUGUUCUGUGUUCCUAGUGUGUCUGUGUGCACAUGUGCAGAUGUGUGUUUUUAAAACAUACAUCAGUCUCUUUAUAUUCACACCAUUUCAGUUCUGUGUCCCACCAGCAACAUAUACCCUCGAAAGGCUGCUGCUGGAGGGCAUAUUAGUGCCCAAGAUAGAAAAGUUAGCAAUGGUCUACAAAGGACAGGGAGGUAACCUCAAGCCCUUAGCGAAAAUAUCCGCUACUGCCAUUUCAUAGUUCCUUUUUGAGCUUAGUAAAUAUUCUUGGAAGGCUAGUCUCAUCGGUAGUAGCAAAGACAUAUUUUUCCACUUGCCACCUUUUUCUAUGUCCCCAGUAAUUUGAAAAACACUUUUCAGUUGGAACUGAUUAUUUGGUUUUGGAAGAAAGAUAAAUAUUUUUAAUAAAGAUUAUAUAUUUUAAAUAUUUCCCCAAAGUAAUAAUUUCAUUUUAAGAAAUUGCAUAGCAGUAGCAACAAGCUUUAGCUUCAGGUUUAGAGAGAGAAGCUACUUCUUGUUGAGAACUAUUCCAAAUGCUGGAUCCAGUUUACUGACUCUCCCCCCACCCCCCAACCUUGAACCUACUUACUGGUGCCGAAAAUGGCAUUGAUGGUUGUCGUUUUCCAAACUUCCAGCUGAGCUAUAGUCCUUCAAACACAGGCAUAGCAGUCUAGAUUAAAACAGGGAUAGGGAUAAGGCUUAAUCUUUAAGGCUUUGGAGGAGGAAAAAAACCACUAAGGUAUUACCUGUAUUUUAAGUUGCUUCCCAUAAUUAAUAACUAAAACCUGAACCCUUCCUGAAAAAGUCCCCCCUUCUAUUGUUUGUUUGUUGUGGUCCCAAAUGGAAUUGUUCGCAUGAAUUGUUUGGAGGAAUAAAGACAAGGAAGGAAAAUAGAAUGGUGAGGGUCUGUGAGCUAGAAUGAGAGAUACACAAUUUCAAAAAGCAAACAAAUCAUUGGAAUCCAGUUCACUACUAACUCCCUUGCUUGUGCAUAAGCAUUCUAUGUUAUUAAAAGGGAAGUUAUGAGAGGUUGGAUAACGGAGGUUAUUCUGAUGGGAAAUCCAGGAAAUGGUGGUACCCUGAGGAGGGAGAUCUUAGCUCUUUUCCAUAGAGUGGGGAAGAUACUUUGGGAACAUAUUCAUGACCAGUUGAUUGUACCUGCCAGAAGAAGUCAUCUGGGCCUGUUGGGUUGGUGUCACAUCAGGGGAUUAUGCAUUCAGCCCCUGGCCCCUCUUUGAAAGAUUAAUUCUUCUUUGCUGAAGCUUCUCAAGAAAAUAGUAAGUGGCUUCAUUUAAAAAAAAAAAAUUAAUUUUUGCUUAGAGGAAGCACUGGUGAUAAUGCCCUCUGAGUUUUGGUGGUUUUUGUUGUUCAUUUUCCCUAAAGGAAAAAUGCCCUUAAGAGAUUAAAGCUGCUUAAGUAAUUGCUGUAUGAUUACAAACCGACUAAAAUAGGAAGGCGCCACUGUGCUGGACUGGUGAAGCUGAUGACCGAAGGCUGUGCUGUUGCCCUUUCUGUUCCAUAUGACAGACAUUUCCUGAGCCUCGAACUUGUGCCAACCCUGCGCGGGGUCAUGGAGAUACAAAGAUAAAAAGGACAUUCCCUACUCUUGAGUUCAAUGUCUAAUGAAAUGUAUUUGAAUGUAUGUGUGGCUGGAGAGUUUGUUGAAAGGCUUCUUUCAUAGCGAUGAUCUUAGGAUGCUAUGUGGCACCCAGUAGGCGGCCUUGAACAUUUUCGAUACCCCGAUCAGUAUUUGUGAACUUGAUUGCAACCCUCAUUUCCAUUUCCUCAGUUUUACCAGAAGAGAAUGAGGUGGAAGGGAGAAAAAUUGAAGGCUGGAUCAUAAUCAUAAAAUGUUUGGAAUGAAUAAAGUCAGACUUCGCCCUUAUUACCCCCUUUUCUUUUUUAAGAUAGGAGGAACAUGAAAUCCAAUGUCCUGUGCCCUGUUUACUACUGUAAACAGAAGGAUCUAAGUAAAUAGACUUUUAAGUUAUACACCCACGAUUUGCUAGUAAGAGGGACACCCAAAUGAUUUAGGAGGCUUUCAACAGGUUUUUUUUUCUUUCUUUCUUUCUUUUUUUUUGGUUGGAAUUAAGAUGGACCUAUAGUCCCUAAUAUACACCUGGUAGGGAAAAACCCCUAUAGUAUGAGUAAUGCAAAUAUGUCAUCUUGGGAAGUGAUAUAUUUUGAUUGGAAUAUCAUUUUAAUGGUCACAGGUAACAACUAGCCAACACUUCAUUUCCCUUUGAAAAUCAAGUACUUUCUUAGGGACUUCAGUCUUCUCAACCAGUCUUUUCCUCAUCAGCCUGUAGAGUGGUCUUUCUGGCCUGGUAUUUUGAAGUGAGCAUAAACUGCUUAUGAGUUUUAUGACACAAUGAGAAAAGCCUGCUUUUGAGGGGAAGGAGGAGGGGUAGAGGGGAGAUUUCUAGGAAAUAGAGGCUGCUGAACAGAUUUUCUUCAAAGAUCAAGAAUUGCAUCUUUGCCCGUGAUUGUCACAUGCGGUAACUUCCUGAAGAAGAUUGUUCUACAGAGAAGGACUUCACACUUGCAGGGUCACCAGUGUGGAAGCUGGUUAAAUUGAAUGAAGGAAAAGUGCCGAGACUGUGCACAUUGUUCAUGCAUUAUCAGUGUUCUUUUUCUUCCUUAGAAAGAAAUUCACACAUUUGCUUUGUGAGUAAAUGCUUCCUUCACGUCUGUAAGUGUGGGAGGCAACCUCCAACCUGGGGCAUGCUCCACAUUUUCUGGUGUCUCAAAUUAAGAACUGGUUGGACAAAGCCAAGGUAAAGCCAAGUUUGUUCAUCUUCCUUUCCUCUCAACAUAGGGGGAAAACAGGCAAUGCACUCCUCAAAGACCCAGCCCUCAGAGCUCAAGGGUAGUUUUGGGCACUGGCUCUGGAUGGCAGCAGUCAGAUCUCCCAAUUUGUUCUGCCUGCUUUCCACACCGUGCCAACGGAUGGCAGCAGUGGUUUCAACCCUCAGCCUCUGGCAAAACACUUAAAGCCUAGUGAGAGGAGAACUACGCAAGGGGAAAAUCUUGUCUUAAAUGCCAACGAAUGCAUUUUUCCCCCUGAUAAUGCUGUUUACUUUCAACUCUGUACAAACACGGUUUUCCUUAGGGCCUCUCCUCCUCCCACCUAGAAAUAGAAAAUGGACUGUAUACUCAUUUCAUUGAACCUGCUGUCUGCGUUAGAAUUGGAGAAGGGGCCUGGGUCCUGAUGGGCUGGGUCCUGCCUCUCCUGACUGCCUCUUCUCCAGCUCAUCAUAAAGAGCAUUUUGACAAAGAUAAGAGGACUCAGAACAGGGCGUGCCCUCAGGGAUGCUUCUGCCAACAAGGAAAUGUCAUGAAAUCAAAUGGGAUGAUGUGUUGUUUAUUAAAACAAUACCAAAGUGCACUCUUUAAUGUAUAUUUGCCUGCUUGAGGAGAGGCCCAAGUUGAGAAUACAGUAAAGCAAACUCAUGAAUAUGAAUGUUCUUUCUCUAGUCAAAGUCUUAUCCCUGGGCUAAGCUUAGACUAUGGGUGGUGUGUGAUCUUUGGUGCUAUCUUUGCUCUGGGAGAUGUCCCAUGUUGUAGUGACUUGCUUUGGCAUUCAGAAUGAUGAGAAGUUGGGAGGUGGGAUGGGAUUUCCAUGGUGUAUAGCUGUGUCUUUUUGAGUUCUAAGUUUUUUCAAUUUACACCUAUCAUUCUCAUAUUUAACAAGUCAUACUUCUGAGGCACCAGGAAAGAGUUCUGAGUAAAGAGCAGAUGUACAGGAUGACACUGUCCUUGUCUUUAGGGCUGUACCAGGAAAUCUAUUUCUUUUUUUUUAAUACCCUCAUUUGAGACCGUUGUUCAGAAUUCAUCACAAUCCUCUUGGUGUCAGUAUCCUACCCAACAGAACAAAUGUUUCCAUGUAAACAUGUAAAGCCAGUUUGAAAGACUAAUAGUCAUACACUUAAUCAGCGCUUGUUUUGGGUGGAGGGCUUUGAAAUCAUUUUGUACAACCUCUUCAAGAGAAGAGCUGUUAAAAUAAUCAGCAGGAAACAAUAGACUGGUUGGCGAUAAUGAGAAUACGACGUCAUUGUUUCUUGGGCCCUAAAGUGACAGAUUGUACUCCACAUACCCUUAGUAAUUCUCUUAUAGCUUGAAAUCUCCACACAACUCUCCAUAGUGGUUGGACCAGUUUGCACUCCCACCAACAGUGCAGGAGAGUUCCUUUUUCUCCACAUUCUCGCCAACAUUUGUUGUUGCUAGUUUUUUUAAUAUGUGCCAUUCUCACUAGUGUGAGAUAGUAUCUCAUUGUAGUUUUGAUUUGCAUUUCCCUGAUUACAAGUGAUGUUGAACAUUUUUUCAUAUGCCUGUUGGCCAUUUGCAUUUCCUCUUCAGAGAGAUUUCUUGACCUACUAAACAUAGAGCUUCCAUAUGAUCCAGCAAUUCCACUCCUAAGUAUUUACCCAAAGAACACAGAAACAUCAAUUCCAAAGAGCACCUGCACCCCUAUGUUUAUAGCAGCACUGUUUACAAUAGC
Molecule: messenger RNA, 8502 nt
Organism: Talpa occidentalis (Iberian mole)
Lineage: Eukaryota; Metazoa; Chordata; Mammalia; Eulipotyphla; Talpidae
Gene: RNF169
Product: ring finger protein 169
Exons: 6
Coding region: 1-2127 (708 amino acids)
Biological process (GO): double-strand break repair
Cellular component (GO): nucleus; site of double-strand break
Molecular function (GO): nucleosome binding; ubiquitin-protein transferase activity
Source: RefSeq, a predicted model, not a curated record